AUGUUAACAAAUUCUAACCAUGAAAAAAACCUAGUUGAAAAAACAGAUUUUAAUCAAGAUGUCCACAGUACACCUCCCUCGGAGUAUUCUGCCCUGGACGUGGACACUGCCGGGCCGCAGAGUUAUUUGAUUCCAAUUGAUAAAUGUAUUCAACUCUUUGGAACAAAUAAGGUCCAUGGUUUGUCCAAUGAAAGGGCAGCACAGUUAUCGGCCGUUUAUGGACCCAAUUCCUUAGGUGAUGGGGAAAAAAUCUCUAUUGUCAGCAUAAUCAUGAGGCAAGUAUUUAAUGCAAUGAUUUUGGUUUUGAUUAUCUCCUUGACCAUCUCCUUUGCAAUCAAAGAUUGGAUCACCGGCGGUGUCAUUACAUUUAUUGUUGCACUCAAUGUGUUUAUUGGUACACAACAAGAGUACCAAGCAGAGAAGACGAUGGGAUCAUUGAAGAAUUUGAGUUCUCCGUCGGCAGUGGUGAUCCGAAAUGGUACAGAACAAACCAUUCCAUCUCAGGAGGUUGUCCCUGGAGAUUUGAUUUUGGUGAAAGUCGGGGACACCAUUCCAGCCGACUUGCGGUUGAUUGAAACCCACAAUUUUGAGACUGAUGAGGCACUACUAACUGGUGAGUCGUUGCCGGUUGCAAAGGACGCCAACGAGUUGUACGGACAGGAAAUUCCUGUUGGAGAUCGUCUCAACUUGGCGUACUCGUCAUCGACGGUUUCGAAAGGUAGGGCAGUUGGUAUAGCGGUAUUGACGGGGUUGAACACGGAGAUUGGCAAGAUUGCCAAGGCAUUACAUGGAGACAACUCCAUUAUAGAACGAGUUCAAGAUAAGGAGAAUGCACACGCUAAAGAUUAUGCGAAGGCAACAGGAGUAACAAUCUGGAAUACCAUUGGCUAUAUCUUGGGAACUGCAGAAGGUACUCCAUUAAAGAUUAAACUAUCGUGGCUAGCAAUUUAUUUGUUUUGUAUUGCUGUGGUUUUUGCCAUUGUUGUUAUGGCGUCUCAGAAAUUCGAUGUCACGAAGGAAGUUGCUAUUUAUGCCAUUUGUGUUGCAUUGGCCAUGAUCCCGUCAUCGUUGGUUGUUGUUUUGACCAUCACCAUGGCAGUGGGAGCAAAGGAGAUGUUGAAGAGGAACGUCAUUGUUCGUAAGUUCGAUGCAUUGGAGAACUUGGGAUCAGUAAAUGCCAUCUGUUCGGACAAGACAGGUACAUUGACGCAGGGGCGGAUGAUUGCAAAGAAGGUGUACAUACCAGGACUUGGAACAUUUUCUGUGGAAGACUUCAACGAACCUUUCAAUCCGACAUUGGGUAGCGUGAGGUUCUCGGAGUCGAGUCCUACUGAGCUCAACGACAAGAAUGACGAACACGAGGUGAAAUGGAUAACCUUUGAGGAGUUCAAGGAGAAGUUCAGAAACACAGAGAAAUAUGAGCUAUUCAGGAACUGGAUUUUAUCAGCAUCGCUUGCUAAUGUUGCAAAGGUUUACGAAGACUUUGACGAUGAGGAGAAGGUGACUGAAUGGAAGGCAAGAGGAGAUCCAACUGAGAUAUCGAUCCAGGUGUUUGUUACUAGGUUAAAUUAUAGCCGAGACACAAUUGUUGAACAGGAUAGGGCAUACACACAUCUAGCUGAAUUUCCAUUUGACUCGUCCAUCAAAAGAAUGUCUUCCAUUUACAGGAACAACGAGAACGAUGUGGAGAUAAUCUACACAAAGGGUGCAGUUGAAAGAAUCCUGAAAUUAUGCGAGACUUGGACCGACCCAACUACGGGUGCUGUGUCAUCCAUGUCGGUAGAGAGCAUCGAUUACGUCGAGGAACAGAUGAACUCGUUGUCGUCCCAGGGAUUGAGGGUGUUAGCAUUUGCAACCCGAACCCCAAAGGAACAAGGGUUGGGUGCUGAGUGGCAGAAAAACGAGAGAGAGAGCAUUGAGCAGAAGCUGCAUUUCCUUGGACUGAUUGGUAUCUACGAUCCACCAAGACCAGAGUCGCUUCCAAGUGUCAAGCUGUGUCACCACGCGGGCAUAUCGGUGCACAUGGCAACGGGUGACCAUCCGUCGACCGCAAGUGCCAUUGCGAGAGAAGUGGGUAUAUUGCCAGAGAACGUCUCCAUGUUGCCACAGGGGGUAUUAGAUUCGAUGGUAAUGACGGCCCCACAGUUCGAUGCGUUGACAGAGGAGCAGAUUGAUGAGCUACCAUGCCUGCCGUUGGUUAUUGCGAGAUGCGCACCUCAAACAAAGGUUCGUUUGGUGGAGGCGUUGCACAGAAGAGGACAGAUUGUGGCUAUGACGGGAGAUGGAGUGAAUGACUCUCCAUCGUUGAAGAUGUCGGACAUUGGAAUUGCUAUGGGUAAGAAUGGGUCCGACGUUGCGAAGGAUGCAUCGGACAUUGUGUUAGCCGAUGACAACUUUGCGUCUAUUCUCAAUGCGGUGGAGGAGGGACGCAGAAUGAGUGACAACAUCCAGAAGUUUGUGAUCCAAUUGCUAGCAUGUAAUGUUGCCCAGGCAUUGUUUUUGUUGAUUGGUUUGGUUUUUAAAGAUCGGAACAACUUUUCUGUUUUUCCAAUGUCUUCUAUUGAGAUCCUUUGGGUUAUCGUCAUUACAGCCUGCUUCCCAGCUAUGGGAUUAGGUAUGGAGCGAGCAGCAGAUGAUAUCAUGGACAGGCCACCUAAGGAUUCCAAGGAUGCGGUAUUCACAUGGGAAGUGUUGAUUGACAUGUUUGUUUAUGGAUUUUCCAUGGCCAGUGCAUGUAUGAUUCCCUUUGUUAUUGAGGUUUAUGGAUAUGGAGAUGGCGAGUUAGGUGUCAAUUGCAACAAGACGGACUAUACGGAUGUAUGUCUUCAUGUUUUCAAGGCUAGAGGCGCAUCAUUUGUCACAAUGACAUGGUGUGCCCUUCUUCUUGCAUGGGAGGUUAUUCAUCUCAGAAACUCAUUAUUCUUGAUGAGACCAAACGCCGAGAACAAAUGGACUCAAUGGAUGAAAGAUUUGUGGGCAAACAAGGUGUUGUUUUGGUCUGUUAUUCUGGGUUUUGUCACACUAAUUCCAACUAUCUAUAUUCCAGUUAUUAAUAGUUAUGUGUUUUUACAGAAGGGGCUUACUACGGGUUGGGCUUUUGCUUUUCUCAGUAGUUUGUUUUUCUUGGUGUCCUGUGAAGUAUGGAAGUUUUGCAAGAGACACUAUUACAGGAGCGAAAAGGCCAGGGACCCAGAAGAAGAUUUAGAGGAGAGAGACGGUUUGACGCCAUUCCAACAAUUUACUGAUUUAAGAGAAUAA
Pichia kudriavzevii is the source of this 3258-nucleotide messenger RNA. RefSeq lists its product as uncharacterized. The record is from RefSeq and is a predicted model, not a curated record. Gene Ontology annotation, biological process: calcium ion transmembrane transport; intracellular calcium ion homeostasis. Gene Ontology annotation, cellular component: plasma membrane. Gene Ontology annotation, molecular function: ATP hydrolysis activity; ATP binding; P-type calcium transporter activity. The transcript has a single exon. NCBI's taxonomy places the organism in Eukaryota, Fungi, Ascomycota, Pichiomycetes, Pichiales, Pichiaceae. Bases 1 to 3258 code for a protein of 1085 amino acids.